ACUACAUAGCCAAUGCAGAUUGUUAUUCAUGUUGUGAUAAAAUAGUUGAAAAAAUGUCAGAAGACUCAACCGAGGCAACGAAUGAAAUGGACACAGAUCAGCAACCAAAACAAGAUGAUAUUCAACAACCAGAAGAUGUUGCUGAUGAUGAAAAAGCUGUUAAAAAUUUGGACAUUGAUCCCAAAGAUUUGAAUACCAGUUCUGAUUAUAGCAAUAUAUCUUUUGAGGAAAAUGAAAAGUCAAAAUUAGAAGAGGAUAAAGAAAUUGAAGAUAUUGGUGUUGUGCCGCUCGGAAAAGAUGAAAUUCCUGCGCUUACCAUUGAAAAUCCAUCGUCUAUUGCGAUCUCACAGAGUGGACAAGCUUCGAGUACUGUGGGUGAGUUGAAAAAAGUUCAUCCGAGAAAAAUAGAAAAAAUGACUAAGUCUGAAAAAGAAUUGGGUGAUUUAUGCAACAACAUGUUUGCAAAAUUGGAAAACUAUUUGAAGGGGGAAGUGGCAAAUUCAGUUGAAGAUUAUGCAUUGUUGGAAAGAAUGAAUAGAUCUACAUGUUUUAAAUAUCAAGAAAUGAUGAAAGUUGCUACUUCUGUCAGCCAAUCUAUGCACGAAAUCAACCUUAAAUUUUCCGAUUUGCGACCGUAUUUGGAACAAAUUGAACAGAUUGAGCAAAGCGUACUGGUAUUGGAACAAGCAGCUUAUAAACUGGAUGGAUAUGCUAAAAGACUAGAGGAACGAUUUCGGAAGCUGGAAAAAAGAUGAGACACUAGUCUAUCAACAUUUCAAAACAUUAUGACUGAGUAUAUUCACAGACUGAUUAACAAAAUUAUACUCAAAUUAUGCUUCUGUCAGGCCAUUAUAUACAUUCAUCAAAAGCUGGGCUCGAAUUAUCAAAGAUUACAAUUAACUGGGUGCAAGUAUUUUUUGGUAUAGCAUGGCCUAUAAAUAAUUACUUGGUGAAGUAAUACACCAAUGAUCUAUACCUGAUUCGCACAAAUUAAUUGAAAUGCUUAUAAAUUUAUGUUUCAUCAGACUAUACAUACAUUUUCAGUUUACUAUUAUCCCGAAGUCAACCAUCUUUGUUGACAUUUUAAGGAUUAACAAAUAUUACCAUGGUUGUGGCAUAGUGAUUUGGGGAUUUCCGAAACUUAUAUCCAACAAUUUUCAAUAUCAUUUGUUGUAAAGACAUUCCUGAUUAUUGAACAUAUUUUAAAAUCUACCAUAUUGAAGCAGAUAAUUAAUAUAAACAUGUUUUUGAAAAGUUUGAUGUUAAAGCUGUUUUGCCAUUUUUUAGUUUUGACAACAAAUAGGGUGAAUGGUGCUUUUACUUCAAAUGCCACAUGAUUAAGUGCAAUAUCUUACUGAUUUUAUGGUAUUGAUAUCCUUAUUGUGUCUACAUUUGUUUUAUUUAUUUAAACAACUAGAGGAAUACGAAA
Molecule: messenger RNA, 1429 nt
Organism: Styela clava
Lineage: Eukaryota; Metazoa; Chordata; Ascidiacea; Stolidobranchia; Styelidae
Biological process (GO): endosomal transport; lysosome localization
Cellular component (GO): gamma-tubulin complex; BLOC-1 complex; BORC complex
Molecular function (GO): gamma-tubulin binding
Source: RefSeq, a predicted model, not a curated record